AUGGGUCUCCCAUACUCGAAAGAAAUCCAUGCGGCAUUCGAUCAGGUCACGCCACUCGUGGCCGCAGGAUUCGAGGUCCUCCAAACCACCAAAGACAUCGCCAUCUUGCUGGCGGUCAUCCAGGUCGUGACGGCCCUGUCACUAAUACUGAUCCUGCUGGCUCUGAUCGCUCUGCUAUUCACCGUUAAUCCAGACCUCGAAAAAGAGAGGGUGCAGCUGGUGACACCUUUUAUGCAAUGGCUUGCCAGCUGGGUCUACAAAUAUGGCAGACUCGCAAGUCAUGUCCUCAGAAUCGUGUUCACGGUCGGGGUCAUCGUAUUCGCGUGGUCCAUCUGGCAAGGGUUAACAACAGGGCAUAAGGACCCAACAUCGGAGGAAGAUGAGACCGAUGAGAAGGAAAAUCAAGACGAAGAUACCUCGAAAGAAACAGAAAAGGACGGCAAAGGGGCAAAGGACUCGAAGACCGCGAAGGAUGGCAAGAAGGAGAAGUGA
Messenger RNA from Cladophialophora carrionii CBS 160.54, 492 nucleotides. RefSeq lists its product as uncharacterized. The record is from RefSeq and is a predicted model, not a curated record. The transcript has a single exon. NCBI's taxonomy places the organism in Eukaryota, Fungi, Ascomycota, Eurotiomycetes, Chaetothyriales, Herpotrichiellaceae. The coding region runs from base 1 to 492 and encodes 163 amino acids.